AUGUUUGAUGAUCAUUCAUCUGCGUCAGGCGGCCCGCAGGAGGCGGGCGACAUGGACCGUCGCCAGAAUCAGGGCAAUAUUCUGUUCGUCGGCAAUCUGCCUUUCCAGACGCCGUGGCAGCACGUGAAGGACCACUUCAGGACCGCCGGCAAGGUGCGCUACACGGACCUCAUUGCAGACCGCAUGGGGCGGCCGAAGGGAUCGGCGUUGGUGACAAUGGCUACAGCGGAGGGGGCGCAGCGCGCCAUACGUUUGUUCAAUGAGACAGACUUUGAAGGUCGACGCCUUAUUGUUCGCAUCUUCGACGAUGGCCCUCGCCCAGCUCUUGUGCAACGUGACUUGAUGCCACAGUACGACCGUCAGGCCCAGCAGCAACAACAACAACAGCAGCAGCAGCAGCAGCAACAGCAGCAGCAACGCUUCCGCGGGUACACAGGUACCCCACCCAACGCCUCAAACUACAACAACGCGACCAACUUUGGCCGUGGUACAGGCUACAGCGGUCGUGGUGGCUAUGGGAUGGGUGAAGAAGGUGGUGCUUCCAGUUUGAAUGAUAUGAACGAGGUAGUGCCCAAGCCGCGCAGUCAGCAGGUGAACGAAACAGGCCGCAAACUGUUCGUUUCGAAUCUGCCUUUUGACUGUACGAGCAGUGCUCUGCGGGAGACGUUCCAGCAGGUGGGCAACGUGGAGCGGACGGAGGUCAUCAUGGGACGCAAUGGGAAGAGCAGGGGAAUGGGCAUCGUCGUGAUGAAGACGGAGGAGGAGGCAAACGUUGCUAUAGCCGAGUUUGACGGGAUUGAGAUGGCGAGCCGGGCAAUGAACGUUCGUCUGGACAACAAGACCACGUAG
Molecule: messenger RNA, 849 nt
Organism: Trypanosoma grayi
Lineage: Eukaryota; Euglenozoa; Kinetoplastea; Trypanosomatida; Trypanosomatidae
Product: RNA-binding protein
Exons: 1
Coding region: 1-849 (282 amino acids)
Cellular component (GO): nucleus; cytoplasm
Molecular function (GO): mRNA binding
Source: RefSeq, a predicted model, not a curated record